Messenger RNA from Physeter macrocephalus (sperm whale), 798 nucleotides. It is a transcript of the gene ZNF706, whose product is annotated as zinc finger protein 706. Lineage: Eukaryota; Metazoa; Chordata; Mammalia; Artiodactyla; Physeteridae. The record is from RefSeq and is a predicted model, not a curated record. The transcript has 4 exons. The coding region runs from base 249 to 479 and encodes 76 amino acids.
CCUGGGGGCGGCCGAGCCCGUUCUGUCUCGGCGCGGGCCGCGGAAGGACCGGAAGCUCGGGCGCCUGCCAGGCCCUGCAGGUGGCCGGGUCGCAGGCCGGCCGCGGCGGCGGAGCGGUAACACGCCGGCGACAGCAGCUGGUCGGUUUCUCGAGGCUGGGGCUCCCCGUGGCCGAAGGGGCCGGGUUUCGGGCAGCCGAGGCCUCCAGGAGGCGCGUCUCGGGCCGGGGUCCGUGAGGAGUAGCGGAUAUGGCUCGUGGACAGCAGAAGAUUCAGUCUCAGCAGAAAAAUGCCAAAAAGCAAGCUGGACAAAAGAAGAAACAAGGACAUGACCAAAAGGCUGCUGCCAAAGCUGCCUUAAUAUAUACCUGCACUGUCUGUAGGACACAAAUGCCAGACCCUAAGACCUUCAAGCAGCACUUUGAGAGCAAGCAUCCUAAGACUCCACUUCCUCCAGAAUUAGCUGAUGUUCAGGCAUAAAGUUGUUUACAGGUGAAUUCGUGACACCUUUGACUCUUCUCCUGUCUCAGACCUUAGGUAACAAACCUGCAGCUGCUUUUCUAACAAACUGUUGAUCAGCAAAAAUAAAGGGGCUACAGAAACACUCAUUUUUAUGCUGUUCCCUUUUGGGCUUCAUGCAAAGACAAUUCUGUGUAAAUGUACAGUUGACUCUGAUUUGGAAAUCUGAAAAUCAGUCCAUCCUUGUUAUAAAAAAUUUUUUUACAAUUGUAAUUAUAUUGAUGUUCAUAUUGUAUAAAAUAACUCAUUUAAUAAAGUAGUACUUUGAUUUUACAACAUC